Messenger RNA from Suricata suricatta (meerkat), 3020 nucleotides. RefSeq names its product zinc finger protein 260-like. The annotation marks the transcript as partial. The transcript has a single exon. The record is from RefSeq and is a predicted model, not a curated record. NCBI's taxonomy places the organism in Eukaryota, Metazoa, Chordata, Mammalia, Carnivora, Herpestidae.
GGGACUCCUAUUCCAGACUACGGUGGUGACUGGCAUCCAUGUGGGGAGGUCUCUGAUCCAAGCGCCAACCUCAUUCCACGUAAGAGUACACAUUUAGGAGAGAAUCACUCUAAAUAUGACGCAUGUGAGGAAAUACUUAACCAGUCCUCCAGUGCUGGUGAUCAGAAGAGGAUUCAUGUGGUGAAAAGCCCAUACACAUGCAAUGAACCUGGGAACAUACUUAGUCAGUCAUCAAGACUACAUAUCACUAAGAGAAUCCGUGCUGGACAGAAAGGUGACGUUUGUAAGGAAUGUGGCAAAGCCUUCAACAGGCUCUCAGUACUCAUUCAACAUCAGCGAGUGCACACUGGAGAGAAACCUUACGAAUGUGAAGAAGGUGGUAAAACCUUUAAUGAUGCCUCAUCAGGAAAAGUACAGAGACUAAUCCGUACAGGAGAGAAACCUUACACACAUAAAAAAUGUGGGAUGGCCUUUCCCCAACGCUCACCUCUUACCAAAUAUCACAGAACCCAUACUGCUGAGAAACCUUACCAAUGUAAGGAAUGUGGCAAGUUCUUUAAAUGGCUCUCAGUCCUUAAUGUACAUCACCGAAUCCAUACUGGAGAGAAACCUUACCAAUGUAAAGAAUGUAGCAAGGCCUUUACUCAGCAGUCAGACCUUAAGAAACAUCACAAAAUCCAUACUGAAGAGAAACCCUACCAAUGUACAGAAUGUGGCAAGUUCUUUAAAUGGCUCUCAGCCCUUAAUGUACAUCACCGAAUCCAUAUUGCACAGAAACCUUACCAAUGUAACAAAUGUGGCAAGGCCUUUACUUGCCAGUCAGGCCUUAACAAACAUCACAAAAUCCAUACUGGAGAGAAGCCUUACCAAUGUAACGAAUGUGGCAAGUUCUUUAAAUGGCCCUCAGCCCUUAAUGUACAUCACCGAACCCAUACUGGAGAGAAACCUUACCAAUGUAAAGAAUGUGGCAAGGCCUUUACUCAGCAGUCAGACCUUAAGAAACAUCAUAAAAUCCAUACUGGACAGAAGCCUUACCAAUGUAACGAAUGUGGCAAGGCCUUUACACAACAGGCAGGCCUUAGCAAACAUCAGAAAUUCCAUACUGGACAGAAGCCUUACCAAUGUAACGAAUGUGGCAAGUCCUUUACUCAACAGUCAGGCCUUACCACACAUCACAGAAUCCAUACUGGAGAGAAGCCUUACCAAUGUAAAGAAUGUGGGAAGGCCUUUACUCAGCAGUCAGGCCUUAACGCACAUCAUAAAAUCCAUACUGGAGAGAAGGCUUACCAAUGCAAAAAAUGUGGGAAAUUCUUUACUCACCACUCAACCCUUACCAAACAUCACAAAAUCCAUACUGGAGAGAAGCCUUACCAAUGUAACGAAUGUGGCAAAUCCUUUACUCACCACACAACCCUUACCAAACAUCACCGAAUCCAUACUGGAGAGAAACCUUAUCAAUGUAACGAAUGUGGUAAGUCCUUUACUCGCCAGUCAGGCCUUAACAAACAUCACAAAAUCCAUACUGGAGAGAACCCUUGCCAAUAUAAUGAAUGUGGAAAGGCCUUUAACUGGCCCUCUGACCUUAAUGAACAUCGCUGCAUCCAUACUGGAGAGAAGCCUUACCAAUGCAAAGAAUGUGGCAAAUCCUUUACUCCCUACUCAACCCUUACCAAACAUCACAGAAUCCAUACCAGAGAGAAACCCUACCAAUGUAACGAAUGUGGCAAGACCUUUACCAAGCACUCACACUUUAUUGGACAUAAAAGAAUCCAUUCUGGAGAGAAAUGUUAGCAAUGUGAGUAAUGUGCCAAAGCAUUUAUCCAACACUCACCUUAUGAAACAUCACAGAUUUCAUACUAGCUUGAAGCUCUCCAAAUCUUAGAAUAUGGCUAGAUCUUUACGUGACCUUUACACUUUACUUGACGUCACAGAAUUCAUACUGGAUGAAAACCUUCCCAAUGUAAAAAAUGCAGUAAGGUGUUUAAUCACUUUUCAGCCUUUACGCAGUAUCAUACAAUUCAUCCUGGAGCAACUCUUCCAAAUUUGAAGGCUGUGAGAAAGGUUUUGUGGACUGUUCACCCCUUGCUUCACAUUGGAAACUUGAUCCUGGAGAAUAACCACUGAAUACGACAGCAUGUGGCAAGACUUCUAAGAACUGCUACACCCUGACUCCUGAUCAGAGAAGGAAUACUAGGAAAGAUGUUGCAAAUAUACAGAAUUUGGAGAGCAUGUUAAUUAGACCUGAAGCUUCAUUCUAUAUCACAGAAUUCAUACUGGAGGAAAAACGUAAAAUGUAAAGAAUGUAGUUAAAUGUGUAUGACUGCUCAACCCUACUCAGGAUCGCAGACUUUAUACUGAGGAGAAACAUUAAAAGUAAAGAAUGUGUUCCACCUAUAGCUGGAAGUCACAGCUUGCUCAAUUCCAUUGCUAUCUUACAGCAUAGAAAGAGAGAAAGAGAAGAGAAAAUUGCAGUGCUUACAUGCGGAGUUUGAUCCUUCAUCAAUACUUGAAAAAACACAUGAAAUUUAAAUUCUACAUGAUGACAUCAUGAAUGAGGCACGGCUUUCAUGCAAUGUACACUCGUCAGUGCAUGAAAGAUGGUAACAUUGAAGACAUACUUAGAAAAAUAUAAUUGAACAUCAAAUGUCAGUAAAUGUCACCAAAUUCACACUGGGAAGUAGUACAUCAGACUCUAUUCAGAAAUAUAUCAAAAUACUGAUGAUGAUGAAUAAUACAAAGGUAAACUCGAUGUAUAUGCUAUUAUGCCUCUAAAGAUUAAAUGGAUUUGUUGUCGGGAGCCAUUCUGACUCACAAGUUGAGAAUUCUCCUUGUGAGGUUAAGGCAGGUUUGCAAGGUCUCCUUCCAUCAAAUGAUGACCCACCUAGUUGUUUUUGCCUGAGCACCACCCUCCCUCCCACAAGGCCCCUUGUUGAUUGGUGUCUGGAGUGACAUGUCCCCUUAUUCUGGCCCCAAUACAUGCUGAUUGCACCUUGUGGAGGAACUUAUUAUAGGAACUUCUU